Pimephales promelas (fathead minnow) is the source of this 1477-nucleotide messenger RNA. RefSeq lists its product as uncharacterized. The record is from RefSeq and is a predicted model, not a curated record. NCBI's taxonomy places the organism in Eukaryota, Metazoa, Chordata, Actinopteri, Cypriniformes, Leuciscidae.
AGGAAAACACAGCGUUUAGCAUUGAUAUCAGACCGUUGAUAUUCGCUUUUUCAAAUCGGAUUUUGGAUAUUUUAUCAAUCUAUUGCAGAAGUAGGCAUAUCAUAGCAGACAUAUCAGAGAAUCGAAUUUUGCUGGUGAUAUUGCUUGGAUUUGCUUGGAUUUUUGGAUAAGUGCCUGUCAAUUGUGAUCCAUUGCGAUCCAUUGAGAAAAUGGCAUUACUGAGCAAACUUGUUGGGUUCUUCAGCUUCUUCUUGUCAAGACAGAGCAGUGAUGGCGAAGGAUGUAGCAGCAUUCAGGAGGAGCCCAUCCAGAGACCUCCAGAAGAUACAGACAUCAAGGAGGAGAUGGACUCUGAGGACCGUCUUGUUGAGCUGGAAAUAUCACCAGAUUUCUCCAGUGCGGCAGAACCACUGAUGGUUCCAGUGGAGGAGACUGAAUCCCAAACUCCACAUGGAGUGGAAAUAUUUCCACGUUCCUGCACCGUGGCAAAGCCAUCGUUGAUCCAGGUGGCUCCACUACACUCUCUACCUUGGUUCUUGGUUCAAGAGGCACAUGCUGAGGAGGAAAUACUGCCAUUUGUAUCCACUGUGGCAGAACCAUUGAUGGCUCAGUUCGAAGAUCCUGAAAAGGAAUUGCCAAGCUUCUUCACUGAAGUGGCAGAACCACCGAUGGUCCAGGAAGCACCUUGGCAUCUCACUCCACCUUCUGAGGAGGAAAAAUCUUUCUGCACUGUGGCAGAAACACUGAUGGUCCAGAUGGCACGAGCUGAGCUGGAGCAAGAGCAUCCACCUCAAAGGAGAAAGAAAGAGAGACAGACAUACUCUUACACCAUAAAACUUCCAGGUGCAUCUCCACCACCAACGCCAAAACAUGCUUGGAUUGAUGUCAGUCCUGCAGAAGAUACCAAAGCUGGGGGAGAUAUGAUAAAAGAGAAGAGAGAGUUUGAAGAUGAAACUCUUGUAAUGGAAAUGGAGAGUGUAGAAAUUGUGGACGUGGAUCUGAGACAAGAAAGGAGAAUGAAAAAGGAGCGAAAGAUUGCUUCGAUAGGGAUGGAUGGAGACAGUGCAAAAGCCACACAUACAAAAACAAGACAAGAUGAAAAGAGAAGGCCUGAAAGACGAGCAAAGGUAGAAGAUAGAAAGACAGAGCAGGCUUCAGCUAUUACUCCGGCAAAGGGGGAAAAGACACACGUACAGGAGCUUGAAAGCAGCAGCAAAAUCAGCCAGAAGUCCAGCAGAAAGCAGAAUGCACUUCUUCUCAUUUGUGAAAUGUUACAGAAAAAGGUCACUGCAUUGAGAGAGAAGAAGAAGAUCAGAAGAGAGGAGAAAAAAAAGGCAGUUACUGUACGAAAGAUACGUCAAUGAUCCAGCCAUGAAACACCUGCUUAUCAACAAACACAAGUCGUGUGGCUGCAUGUGCAACAAGAACAUAUGCAAUGGAAAACAUUUAAAGCAAAUAAAACAUAUUUUUAAUAUGU